Molecule: messenger RNA, 1541 nt
Organism: Tachyglossus aculeatus (Australian echidna)
Lineage: Eukaryota; Metazoa; Chordata; Mammalia; Monotremata; Tachyglossidae
Gene: HSD3B7
Product: hydroxy-delta-5-steroid dehydrogenase, 3 beta- and steroid delta-isomerase 7
Exons: 8
Coding region: 70-1353 (427 amino acids)
Biological process (GO): steroid biosynthetic process
Molecular function (GO): 3-beta-hydroxy-Delta5-steroid dehydrogenase (NAD+) activity
Source: RefSeq, a predicted model, not a curated record
GGCGGGGUCCCGGCCCUUUGGACCACGAAGCCCCGGACCAACAGCGCUGGGCACAGAGUCGUCAUCAUCAUGUGCAAAGUUCAGGAUCAUCGAGGCAGAAGAGCAGGGGUGGGACCCCCCGGCCUGUGGAAGAGGCCCAUCCGAGGGUCGGAUCGCCCUUUGACCCCUGGGCUCCAUCGGCCUCCCCCCCAAGGAAACCCCCCAACUCACGGGAAGAUGGGAGUGCAGGACCAGGGCCUGGUCUAUCUCAUCACCGGGGGCUGCGGUUUCCUCGGGGGGCACCUGGUGAACAUCUUGUUGGAGAAGGAGCCCAGGCUGAGGGAACUACGGGUGUUUGACCUGAAUCUAGAUCCUCAAAUGGAGGCGCUUAGUACAGGGCGGGUACGGGUGACCCUGAUCCCGGGGGACGUGACCCGCUCAGAAGAGGUGGCGGCCGCCGUGGCAGGAGUCGACGUCGUGAUCCACACCGCCGGCCUGGUGGACGUUUGGGGGAGGGUGCCCGCCGAGCGGAUCUUCUCGGUCAACGUUCAGGGGACUCAGAACGUGAUCGAUGCCUGCGUGGAGACGGGGACCCGCUAUCUGGUCUACACCAGCAGCAUGGAGGUGGUGGGACCCAACAGCAAGGGGGAUCCGUUCAUCAGGGGCAACGAGGACUCUCCCUAUGACGUGGUCCACAAAGAGGUCUAUCCCGUCAGUAAAAGCCAGGCCGAGCGGAUGGUCCUAGAGGCCAACGGGAGAACGGUCCGGGGUGGGCUGCCCCUCGUGACCUGCGCCCUGCGCCCCACGGGCAUCUACGGCGAGAAGCACCAGCUAAUGCAGGAGUUCUACCGGAACAGCCUGCUCACAGGCAAGCGCAUGUUCCGGAUGAUCCCCCCGGACGUGGAGCACGGGCGGGUUUACGUCGGGAACGUGGCCUGGAUGCACCUCCUCGCUGCCCGGGAGAUCCAGUCUCAGCCCAAGGUCCUGGGUGGAGAGGUCUACUACUGUUACGACGCCUCGCCCUACAAAAGCUACGAGGACUUCAACAUGGAGAUCUUGGGGCCCUGCGGGAUCCGGAUGGUGGGCUCUCGGCCCCUGGUUCCCUACUUCCUGCUCUUCCUGGUGGCCACCCUCAACGCCCUCCUGCAGUGGCUGCUGCGGCCCCUGCUGACCUUCGCCCCUCUUCUGAACCCCUACACCCUGCUCGUCUCCCACACCCCUUUCACCGUCUCCACGGACAAGGCUCAGCGCCACUUCGGCUACUCGCCGCUGUACAGCUGGGAGGAGGGCCGGAACCGCUGCGUGGACUGGCUGCGGAAGCAGACGAGGGAGACCGGCGGAGGAGAGGCCGGGGCCGUCUCGGAGCCCCACUGAGGUUCCAGACCCGGGGCUGAGCUCUGCCGGGCCUCACUGGGUUCUGGACACCGCUCCGCCCCGGCCCCCUGAAGUGCCGCAUCCAGUCUCCAGGAUGUCCCCGGCUCGGCCUUUUGAGAUCCGGAGGACCCUUAGUCGUUCUCUCCUUCCCCGGCCUCCCCGGGCGCAUUAGAGAUUUAAUGAUUUAC